Gigantopelta aegis is the source of this 4282-nucleotide messenger RNA. RefSeq names its product beta-1-syntrophin-like. Gene Ontology annotation, molecular function: structural molecule activity; protein binding. The record is from RefSeq and is a predicted model, not a curated record. Lineage: Eukaryota; Metazoa; Mollusca; Gastropoda; Neomphalida; Peltospiridae. The transcript is spliced from 6 exons. Bases 1 to 1467 code for a protein of 488 amino acids. Gene Ontology annotation, cellular component: intracellular anatomical structure; dystrophin-associated glycoprotein complex.
AUGGCGGCUGGAAUAGCAAGAUGUGGAACGUUCGAGGUUUAUAUUCGGCAGCAGUGGUGUGGCGUGAACGUGACUCUCAACGAAGAUUCACUGACACUGUCUCUCACCGAAAAUCCCGAACAAUCAAACGCACUAAAUGGUACAACCGAUAGUCAACAGGGACUUGCAAACGGCAGCCCCGAAAUGCCAGAAAACAUAGCGGGCCAAAAACGAAGUGUCAAAGUUGUAAAAGAGGAUCAGAAUGGAUUGGGUAUUAGUAUCAAAGGUGGGAAAGAAAACAAGAUGCCGAUUUUAAUAAGUAAAAUAUUUAAAGGAAUGGCAGCUGAUAAAACUGAGAAACUUUACGUGGGAGAUGCCAUUCUGUCGGUGAAUGGUGAAGACCUAAGGGAGGCAACUCAUGAUGAAGCUGUCAGAGCAUUGAAACGAGCAGGGAGAAUUGUGGAAAUGGAGGUGAAAUAUCUAAGGGAAGUAACUCCAUACUUUAAGAAAUCGUCUCCCCUGAAUGAACUAGGAUGGGGAGCUCAGGAAGCUCCUAAAGACAGCUAUAGAGCCAACUGGGCAGAGUCCAAGACAAUCCCUCUAAAACAGUGUUACCUCUGUCGCAAUCUUAACAUGGUCGAUGCAGAAAAAAGAAUUUUAGAACUUCAUUCACCCGACGGAAAAAGUUCUUGUAUUCUGCGAUUUCCCGACCCGUUAACCGCGAGCGACUGGUUUAAUGCAAUACACUCAAACGUCACUGUCCUCACGCAGCAAGCGAUCGAGGAUGCUAACCUCAUCAUGAGUACAGCGCCAAAUCAAGGGGAGAUAAAACAUAUGGGCUGGUUGUCCGAACAAUUAGCGAAUGAACAAGGGACGGGUAGCUUCAGCUGGAAACCGGUGUUUAUUGCUCUCACCGACAAAGACAUGCUACUAUACGACACCGCGCCCUGGAGCAAGGAAGAGUGGGCCACACCAUUCCAGAGUCAUCCACUUCUUGCUACCAGACUUGUCCAUUCUGGUCGUCAAAAUAACCGCACAUCAGGGGCAGACAUUCUAACGUUUGGAACGCGUUCUGGAACACGGAACGGUGUCGAGACGCAUAUUUUUCGUGUGGAAACACAGCGAGAUCUGGCGUACUGGUCUCGAUCUCUGGUCCAGGGGGCGCAUGGUGCUGCCAGUCUUGUCAAAGAAGUCUCUUCACCUGUGAUCUGGCAAGGUAAAAAAUGCAAACUGAUUCUGCACUGUGAUAGUGGGUUCGUGUUGCUGGAGGAGAAACCUGCGGAGGAGAGUGCGGAGACGCAGGUUCUGUGGUCGCACACCCUUGACCAGCUGCGCAUGUCGGCUGAUGACGGCCACCGAUUGUUGUGGCUCGACUUUGGUUCUGAUGGAGAACAGGAACUCGACCUGAACACUUGCCCGAAGCCGCUGGUAUUCGUCCUUCACACGUUCCUCUCUGCCAAAGUUAGUCAGCUGGGCCUUAUAGCUUAGAGAUGGCAGAUCUCCGAGCAUUACCACGAAAUUGCCAAACAAUAACCACAGUCAGCCUGACUGGAACUUGUCUUUCCAUGAUGUAUAAGCCAAACAACAAUCAGUCACCAAAUUAGACCCAGCUUGCCUUUAAAAUACUGUCUGUGGCAUAAUGAAUCAGUAAGGAUGUUCUUAGGCAGUAUUAGGUUAUAUGUAUUUGUUAAAAAAAUCAAGUCAUUAUAUAGUUUGUCACAAAUUCAGCUUAUGUUCGCUAAUUACAAAAUGAAUAGACAGUAACAUUUACCAGAUUUUUUAUCAUCGGUUUAUCCCAACAACAUGGGGCGGUAUUUCCUCAAACUUUGGGCUUUGUUUCCCCAGCAUCAUUGUGAUGUGUUUCCAAACAAGGGGCUGUAUUUUCCAACAUCAUGGGUACAUGUUUUCUUAAAACAACAAUAGGAUGUGUUUCUGGACAACAUGAGGUGGUAUUUGCCAACAAUAUGUGUCUGUGUUUUCCAUUAAUUUGAAGAUGGGUUUUUUUCUAACAACGUGUGUGUUUUCCAAUAAUUUGAAAGGUUUUCUUUUUCUAACAAUGUGAGUCUGUGUUUUCCAAUAAUUUCCAGCUGCAUUUACCAACAACAUAGGUCUGUAUUUCCUCAUAAUUUGGGGCAUUAUUUACGAAUGACGUGGGGCUGUUUUUCCCAAUAAUGUGAGGCUAUAUUUACCAAGAACAUGGUAUUUCGUAGUAAUUUGAGUCGGUAUUUACCAACAACUUGGAUCUGUAUUCGCAUAACAUAUGGAGCUAUUUUGCAAAGAACAUUGUUAGCAGACGUCGGGCUGUAUUUCCCUACAGUGUGAGGUUGUACAGUGAAACCCUUCUAAACCGGACACCCUCGGGACCAAGUAAAAUGUCCAGUUUCAAGAGGUUUAGAGAGGUUAAUUUCUGUACCGAGGUUUUAAAAAGGACAGUGAAAAAUGUCCGGUUUACAGAGGGUCCAGUUUUGAGAGGUUUCACGGUACAUGUAUUUCAGUUCAAUAUGAGGUUGUACAUGUAUUUCAGUUCAGUAUGAGGUUGUACAUGUAUUUCAGUUCAGUAUGAGGUUGUACAUGUAUUUCAGUUCAGUAUGGGGUUGUACAUGUAUUUCAGUUCAGUAUGGGGUAUGUAUUUUAUAACAUGAACUAAUACAUGUGAUGUCCAUUAGAUAGGACUAGUCCAAUUCUAAAAAUAAGAAUACUACCUCACUGGAAAAGAAUAUUCUAAUUUUUUGGUCCAUAUAAUGAACAGUUGUGUAGUGCACAGUAUUACUGCUGAAGAUGCUGCCACAGAUGUUCAACAGUAUAUAUUGCUGGUUUAAAAGUUAUCUACUUGUUCUUGAAUCAAGGGUCACACUGGAACGAAAUUUAUUUUGUCCAAUUUUCGGAUAUGUAAGUUAUUUGUUUGAAAAUAAAUAAAAAGUGGCUAAUUUAAACAACUUUUUUUUUUAGCCAGAUACUAAAUGUUGUAGCCACUUUGCCAAAUUAGCCAAUUGCUAAUUUUUAUACAAUGUACAGGGUGAGCCCAGAUUAAUUAUAUGUCUGGCAUUUGAGGAAUCUUUUUAAAUAAUUAAGACCUGAUUUAUAAUAUAUAUCAUUGGAAAAUAAUUCAGGUUUUACAUCCUUUGAAAAACUGAAACAAAUGAUAGUUUCUCCUGAAACACAGAAAUAACUUGUAACUAUUAAGAAAAGUUAAAAUUGGUUUUGUUUAACGACGUCACUAGACCACAUUAAUUUAUUAAUCAUCGGCUAUUGCAUGUCAAACAUUUGGUAAAUUUGACAUAGUCUCAGAGAAGAAAUCAGAUAAAUUUUUCCAUGAGUAGCUAAGGAUCUGUUAUUUGCACUUUCCCACAGACAGGGCAGCACAUACCACUUUUUUGAUAUACCAGUCAUGGUACACUGGUUGGGAUGGAGGGGGGGGGGGUCCACUGAUUUGAUACUACAACGCAAGCACCUCAGGCUAGUGCUGUACCAACUGAGGGAGAUCCUGCCACAACUUAUAACUGUAGUCUAAAGAUUGUUAAUCUUAUAUGUCAUGUAUGGUAAAUAUAAAAUUAGUCACCAUAAUAACAGUGGAAAUGUUUAUUCUUUAAAUACCUAUUAAUGUACUGGUAUAUAUUAAGCUUCUAUUGUAAACGAAAAGCAUAGUUGGAAAAAUAUAUCCAGUCAAAAUAUUAUGUUGUAGACUUAGUUAUACAGUUUUUGGUAAUGUAUGAUGUUGAAAUAAUUAAAAUGCAUGUAGAUCUACAUAAAUAGCUGGAAUUGUAAAGGGUAUUUAACAGCAGUAUGUUUUUACUUAACAAAUUGCUGUUCGAGUUUUGCUAUGGCACUUAUUUUCAAACCUUUUUCUAAUUCAGUGUUUGCAAUGUAUUGUACAAAAGGUUUAUAUAAUUAUGUUUAUUUAUUUUGUGUGCACGUCUGUUUAAAGAUUCUAGUCAAAAUGUUGAACUUGCGAGUACAGACUUUUUUUAUGUGUUUGUGGUCUUUCCAUUGUUGAUGUUGUGUUUUUUUAACAGCCAAUCAUGUGGCCUUUUGCAUUCAUUGUGUUGUGCUUUUUGACAGCCAGUCACAGCUUUCAGUAUAUUGGUCAACAUCCAAUCAUUUUCUUUGUAUGAUAGCAGUCUUUGUGCGUGUUCAUGAUCAUAGAUUUCAUUAUUUGUAAACAUAAUGGGCUGAAUUUGCAAAGCCUGUUUUUCUUAAAUGCAGGUGUUUUAAGCAUUGCAAAUGUAUGGAGUUACAUGUGUAUAAUAAGCCUGUUUUUCUUUAAUGCAGGUGUUUUAAGCAUUGUAAAUGUAUGGAGUUACAU